AUGCGCACUUCCAUGGGAACCUGACGUAAAAUUGAAAGUCUUGGUGUUAGCCCGCUAUUUGAAUGUUUCAGCUAACAUGUGAAUUAUAAUUCUUUUAUAUAAUAUAUGCUGUAAUACUAGCUAGCCAAAAGCAAACACUGUAUGGCUAACUUAUAUUGACUAAGGCCGUACGCAGAAAAUGCUUCACGAUCACGUUAACGCUAACGUUAGCUAGCUAAACUGAGAAAAAGUAGAUUUAUAGCUAACGUUAGCUGGCUAACGUUGCCGACCUAAGUAGCUGUUGUUGUCAACAUCAACAUCUAACGUUAAAGCUCACAGGAAACUCCGACACACCGAGUUAUGCUAGAUUUAAUCUAUUCCAGUGUCGUAGCUACUAAAUUGAGAAAAAGUAGAUUUAUAGCUAGCGUUAGUUUAGAGACUCUUCAUUUCGAUCUUAUAUUAUCAUCUACGCUUUCUUGUCCAGUAAUAUUUAAACCAUGGAUGAGUUUAUUGUGUUAAACACAGAAGGUGGAGAGGGCGCAGAUUUCACAUCAGAUUCAAAUAAAUGCUAUAUCUGCCUGAGCCCCUUUGAAAAGCAAGCAGUGGCCUCUCUGGAGAACUGCCAGCAUGUCUUUUGCCUUGAAUGUAUUCUCCAAUGGUCCCAGACAGCCAACACUUGCCCGGUGGAUCGGAGCAGUUUCGCUUUCAUCCACCAGAGACGGUGUACUGGAGGGGACAUUCAAAAGAAGAUAAAAGUGAAGACGCAGAAAAAGGAUGAUGAUGAAGAGGAGGGGAGCAAUGCUGUUGUCUGCGAAGAAUGUGGACGCAGCAACCGCAGGCACCAGCUGCUGGUGUGCAUACAGUGUGAUUCAGGGUAUCAUAUGGACUGCUUGACACCAUCAUUAAACACAGGCCCUGAAGGUGACUGGAUUUGUCCUGAAUGUGCGGUCACUCCUCAGCAUACAGACGGCUUCAUGGUGGAGGAGGAGAUCAGUGAUGGAGAACUAAUGGACCUCCUAGCCGAAAUAGGUGAAACUGCAUCUACCAGCAGUCGCCUUCGGCCGUCCACCACAAAUCAUCGCAGCAGCACCAUUGAACGACGACACAGCCAGAGGAUCCAGAGCAGAGCCAGCGGCGAUCCUAAUCCUCGCCCCCAAACCUCCUGGCAUGUACCUAAAUACUUGUUACUGGCAUCAAAGCCUGCAGCUACAACAGAUGAAGUAGCUGCACUUGAUCACAGUGAUACCAGCAAUGCUACAGUCAAGUUAAACACAAGAAAAAGAAGGAAGCGUGCAGCUUGAGCUUCUGACACCAAGAGGAGUAGACGUUGGAAGAUGGUGUGUGUCGUCGCUGCCUGAGAAAUGUCACAGCAGAUUAAGGUGCUCCUGUCAGAAAUGACCACAUGGUGGCAGCACUGUGUUAACAGUUGGAGUUGUUGAGUUUCAGGCAUAAACAUUAUAGCUGCUUUUCCACCAGGAACUUUUAUCCCCAGGAACUACUUUUUAAGGAACUAAAAAGUUCCUUCAGCCCACUGUUGUGUGCAUUUCCACCGCAGUCUAAAGACCAGUGAAGAUUUGGCAAAUUACACCCAUUACACCUGUUUUAAAUACUGAGCUAACUGGUGUAUAAUGGUGAAAUUGAGAGCCACUACUUCCUUAGAGCUUUGUAAUAUUAGAAUAUGGUAACACAAGCAUAAACAUUAUGUGUCUUUUUAUAUAUAUAUAGUAGUAUAUACUUGUUUUCAGAUAUAAGAAUAGCCACUAUACACACAUUUAGUUCCACAACUAUUUAUUAAUCUGCAGAAAUAUAAAUAUGCAAAAUACAGUGUUUGUGUGCUUCAGCAGGAGACAUGGGACGAGGCCUGCUGGUGGUCGCAGGAGUAAACACACUGGUCUGCAGCCUACAGUUCACUUUACCCGUCCGUUUCAUCUGAAAAACACAGUGGGGAAAAAAUAAACGUUGUGUCUCACUGCAACGACAUUAACAAGAUAUCAUUUUGUAUGAUCCCAGCCAUGUGAGGGAACUGACCAAACUUGUGUGCUGGUGCUUUUCUGUUUCUUUUUACAGUGAUGUUGUUUGCUGUGCUUUGUAAAAACUAUUGUUGAAUGUUUUUGUUUUUACUUUUGGCAUUAUUCUGUACUUGUCUUACUGUCAAUAAAUCCCAUAAAAAGACCAAAACCAA
Siniperca chuatsi (mandarin fish) is the source of this 2161-nucleotide messenger RNA. RefSeq names its product PHD and RING finger domain-containing protein 1-like. The transcript has 7 exons. The coding region runs from base 477 to 1280 and encodes 267 amino acids. The record is from RefSeq and is a predicted model, not a curated record. NCBI's taxonomy places the organism in Eukaryota, Metazoa, Chordata, Actinopteri, Centrarchiformes, Sinipercidae.